AUGUCAAGUCACCGACUAUUCAAGGGAAAACUGGCUAUCGUGACGGGUUCAUCGCGUAGCCUCGGUGCAGUACUUGCUCGCCAUCUGGCCGCAAAAGGUGCAAACAUCAUCGUGAACUACACCUCAGAUAACUCAACAGAGAAGGCCCAGGAGGUAGUCGAGGAGCUGCGAUCGAAGUAUGGUGUGAAGGCGGCUUCUGCGCAGGCCGAUCUUGCCACGAUCGACGGUCUAAAGAAACUUGUCGAGAUCGCAAAGUCGAGGUUUCCGAACCCUGAAGGGAAGUUUCAGAUCGAUAUCAUCAACAAUGCCGGUGUUACCAACCCCAAAGCUCUGGAAGGCUUGAAUGCGGAAGCGUAUGACGCUGCGAUACCAUACCUGUCGACUGAUCGCUCUGGAAGGAUUGUGGACAUCUCCUGUAUAGGUGCUUCGGUUGGUUUGGUGUACUCUACAGCAUAUGCUGGCAGCAAGGGCGCGCUUGAAGCCAUGACACGAGUGUGGGCUCGUGAGCUUGCCGAGAGAGCUACGGUGAACUCAGUAUCAGUAGGGUGCACGGCUGAGAUGGCGCAUGUCGUGUUACCGUUGUUAAGUAAUGCGCCACUAUAUGCAGUACGACAAGGCAUCGAUUCAGAAGAGGUGGUUGAAGCGGCGAAAGAUCUCGAUGGAAGACCAGCCGCAUGGAUGACAGGAAGCUGUGUCAGUGCGACGGGUGGAGGUGUGAUGACGAGGUCGUGA
Macroventuria anomochaeta is the source of this 732-nucleotide messenger RNA. Its product is annotated as short chain dehydrogenase. The coding region runs from base 1 to 732 and encodes 243 amino acids. NCBI's taxonomy places the organism in Eukaryota, Fungi, Ascomycota, Dothideomycetes, Pleosporales, Didymellaceae. The transcript has 5 exons. The record is from RefSeq and is a predicted model, not a curated record.